Messenger RNA from Mizuhopecten yessoensis (Yesso scallop), 2706 nucleotides. Its product is annotated as neuronal acetylcholine receptor subunit alpha-10-like. The record is from RefSeq and is a predicted model, not a curated record. Gene Ontology annotation, cellular component: postsynaptic membrane; neuron projection; synapse. The transcript is spliced from 9 exons. Gene Ontology annotation, molecular function: transmembrane signaling receptor activity; acetylcholine-gated monoatomic cation-selective channel activity. Bases 158 to 1903 code for a protein of 581 amino acids. Gene Ontology annotation, biological process: nervous system process; signal transduction; regulation of membrane potential. NCBI's taxonomy places the organism in Eukaryota, Metazoa, Mollusca, Bivalvia, Pectinida, Pectinidae.
CUCCGAAACUUUUGUUUGUAUACAAACCUCUAAAAGCUGUUUUGGACAAGAUUAAACCUCCAAUACGUUUGUGUGCGGAUUUCUAACGUUGAACGGGAAAUAAUUCUUCAUACAACGAGUUCCCUAUAUUGUGUGGUGUGCUCAUAGACCUGCAGUCAUGGAACAUCGUUUUGUGAUGGCAAUCUUGCAAUGCUUCUUCCUAAAAGUGCUGUAUACCCACGCUGACAUCAAUGAGUACCGCCUGGUAAACAAGCUACUUGGGUCAUACGACAAGAGAAUUCGUCCCUCCCUUAAUGCCUCCCAAGCUCUCAAUGUCACGUUCGGCCUCGCCCUCUCCCAGAUCAUAGACGUGGACGAAAAGAACCAGAUAUUAACUACAAACUGUUGGUUAAAUCAGAUGUGGAUAGACUACAGUCUGCGGUGGAACCCGGAUGAGUACGGUGGAAUCAAGGUUGCACGUCUUCCUUACGAUAGUGUAUGGCGGCCCGAUAUCUUUCUCUACAACAAUGCUGACGUGUCCACGUAUUUCUCCUCAAUCAGCUCCAAUAUCAUCGUAACCAACGACGGUAAUAUCACCUGGCUAUCCAUGGUCAUCUUUAAGAGCUCGUGCUCCAUCAAUGUAAGAUAUUUUCCUUUUGACGAACAGAACUGUUCGAUGCAGUUUGCGUCAUGGACGUACGAUGGAUUUCAGGUCAACCUCGUUCUGAUAACACAUGAAGGGGACAUCUCAAACUACAUUCAAAACAGCGAGUGGGAUUUACAGAAACUCUAUGUUGCACGUAAAGUCGUGUAUUAUUCGUGUUGUACUGAACCCUACCCGGAUAUAACGUUUUAUAUCCACAUCCGGCGUCGGCCAUUGUUUUAUAUAUUUAAUAUGGUGAUGCCGUGUAUCCUUAUCACACUGGUGGCGUUGUUGGGAUUUUACGUCCCGUCCGACUCCGGGGAGAAGGUUACCAUGGGAAUAACGACACUCCUUUCUAUGACGGUGUUUAUGAUGUUAGUAGCGGAGAACAUGCCUCCAACCUCAAACGUCCUUCCUUUACUGGGGAUUUAUUACGGUAUCACAAUUUUCAUUGUAUCCACGGCGACUGGUAUGACAGUGCUGACCUUGAACAUUCACCACAAAGGUUAUCGAGGACGAGAAGUACCGGAAACCGUGAAGAAGAUAUUUUUUGGCGUGUUCGCCAAAUUGUUUUGUAUGCGCAUUGAGUACAACGAUGUUAACAGGAAAGGAAAGAUUUUCACUCCCUCCGAUUACCCCGGUAAUGGUGUCGGGUCAGCCUAUAUACCUUACAAGAUGACCAGCGAACCGGACACUACCAGGCCGCAGUAUCGACUAUCUACUGAACCCCCAGACAUGACCAUGCACUCGCCAUACAGAAUGGCUACUGAUCAUCCAGAAUUGCUCAGACACAAGUGCCGCCUGACCAGUGACCCUGACCUGGCCAACAAACACAAGUAUAGACCCCCAUCUGACCCGGAUAUCCAGCGACCACUCCUGGGGUACCAUGGAGUGUCGGAACAGACGCCAACAAGAAAGAUAGAUCUACAUGCCGACAAAGAGGCCAAGCAGAGUAACGGAACUAUUCCGAACGUACCGCCUAUACCCCCUUUACCGACCAGGCUACCAGCACCUUCCGCGCAAUGUAGUUCUGGCAGCUCUUCUGCGUCCGCCACCAUCGAGUCAUUCGAAACACAUUUUCAUAAAGUUUUACAGAAAGUGUACCAGACAAUUGAAACGAACGAAUUACGAUUAGUCACUCAGGACCGGAAAGACGUCAUUAAAAUGGAAUGGCAACAAGUGGCGCAGGUGGUGGAUCGCAUACUGUUGUCAGCGUUCGUCCUAGCGACGCUCGUCAUCACCUGUGCUGUUAUGUUCCAAAAGCCGCCCCCUCCAGAAUAGUUCCCGCAUUACAUAUCAAUCAUAGAAACGAUCAUGGUUUGGUGGACGUAACGUCAAACCGGAGUAUUCAAAUCUUAGUUGAUUCGAUAGUCGAUAGUGCAAGUUAGAAAGGUUUCAAUUAGAAAAAACCUCAUUGUGAUGACCGUCUCUUCCAUUCAAAGUAUCUAAGGUAGUGCCGACAUUUUAUUUUAUAUCGAGCUUGGUAACGAGUAAAGGUAUCUCAGCUAUUUACCUGUUAAUCACUGUUCAUCAGAUGUACAACACAUCCAUACACUUGUUUCUUAACAUCAUUCGUAGAAUAUGGAAAUUGAACUUGAAUCUUAAACGAGUGCAAUUGUUUUAAAACAAACAAAAUAUUAUAUUAACAAUCUGAACAAAAUAUAAGGUAUGCACAAAAACAUACCAACAUAUACAGCUAACGUUUAAGCCAACCAAUAUACAGGAAGAGUUAUCAGAUCCUUGUGAAAAGAAAUACUUGAUUCAUAUAAUUUUCAACAGAAAAGUCCCCUAAACAACCAUACAAUGAUCACGACACGCGGUCACUUACACCUGUUUAAUGCGACUACAUGAUCAAGACAUUUUAAGCCGAUAAGGUCACAUGAGGAAUUGAAAUACAAGGGUGUUUCAGAGAACAGUCAAUGUUGGACUGAAAACAAGUUUGACAAUGAAUGCACUUUUAUAUCAAAGAAGGCAAUACUGGUCACUAAGCAAACAAAGAAUACACUAAAAUAUCGGUACUUGAUUAAAUAAAUUAAUAAUAAAUAUAUAACAUUUAAUAUAGCGCUCUAUUUACUGUAGCUAGA